Messenger RNA from Sciurus carolinensis (gray squirrel), 1675 nucleotides. RefSeq lists its product as uncharacterized. The transcript has 4 exons. Lineage: Eukaryota; Metazoa; Chordata; Mammalia; Rodentia; Sciuridae. The coding region runs from base 1 to 924 and encodes 307 amino acids. The record is from RefSeq and is a predicted model, not a curated record.
AUGAGUGCUCGACGUGGGUACCUGAGUAGGCCAGUCGGGCCCCGCCGCCGGCAUGGUCAGGGCAGGGGAACAAAGGGGCCAAGCCGGGGAGCUGGCCCUCCGGACGACCAGAAGCGCUCCCGCCUACCCUUCGCGCAGAUUCUUACCCCGGCUGGUCCUCCUAAACCGCUCCGGUCCAGCUCCAAGAAGGCCGCGGGCAGAGCCAGGCCCGACCGCGGCUCUCGAGUUCCCAGGAAGCCGCAGGCCGCGCAGGUCGAGCCGGGCAGGCGGCACAGGAAAAGCCGCUUCUCGUCCCUCCCCUUCCUCCGCGGGGACCUGGUGACAGGGAGGGGAGAGGUUCCCCUGAGCGGCGGCAGCCAGAGCAGGUUCAGUCCCCAGCACGCGGCUCCUCAGGCCCUGCAAUUCAGAGGAAGGCCCGCGCUGUGCUGCCGGCGGCUGUGGCGGGGGGAGGCCGCGUCCAUCGCGAUCCGGGAGGGGGAAGGGAGGAGGGUCGAGCGAGUGCCGGGCGAGGAAGCUGCCGAGGGCAGGCGAGCCCGGAGGAGGCGGAGCGAAUCUGCCCAGCCGGCGGCGACCCCACGAGCCGCCACCUGGGGCGCUGCGGAGGGGCCAACGGGGGCGCCCGGCUGCCCGGCGCUCUCACCCCGCGGCCUCGGCUGUCUACUGUGGCUCUCCUAUGGUCCGCCCUGGCACCCUUCUCCCUUCGCUGUCAAUCUGAGCGCGCCCCAGCACCCCGCGCACACUCGUGCACGCACGUUCGCCUUGCUUUGCACGGUGUCUAGCACUUCGCGUGCUCCUGCCGUAGGCCCCCGCGUAGUACGGCAGGGCUGCGGCCCAACCCGUCCUCGCCACGGCUCCCGCUCAAGCGACCCGCACCCGGCCAGGAGCUUCCCUGGCCCCGCCACCCGUCCCCGCGCACGGAAAUGAGAGAACUGAGGCUCCAAGAAAGCGAGAAUUCAGGCCCGAUGGCGUCCCCAGUAAGCAGCAGCAGAGGUGGACUUUCGUCUCCCAUUUCCUGUGGCUUGUGGUCAUAAGAGAGGGAGACCAAGGCCUGCAAAGAUUAAGUAAUCUUCAAAGUCAUACAUCUAGCAAACAAUGAGAGACAAGCUUUGAACCCAGAAAGCCUGACUGCAGAAUCUCCUAUGUAUCUCUGCUAUCUCUUUGAGUUAAGUGAUUUUUUUCCCUGAUGUCAAGAUAUAAAAAACUGUGCCGAGCAUGGUGGUACACACCUAUAAUCCCCACAAUUUGGUAGGCUGAGACAGGAGAAUCAAAUUCAAGACCAGGCUUAGUAGUUUAGCAAGGCUGUAAGCAACUUGGUGAGACCCUGUCUCAAAAUAAAAAAGCUUGGGGAUGUUACUCAGUGGUAACUCACCCCUGGGUUCAAUCCCCAGUAUCCCAAAAAAAAGAAAAAAGAAAGGAAGGAAGAACACACUAUGAGGAAUUGAGCCUACAGAAAUUAUAGUAUGAGUGCAAGAAAAUCAAUAUAGCAGGAUGCUUAUUGCAAUAUUUUUGUACUCAUAAAAUAUUGAAAACAACCUGUAUGUCCAGUCAAUGGCAGAGUGAACAAAUGAAGUACAGGACAUUUGUCAAUCCAUUUAGUUGUUUAAAAAAAAAAAAAAAACUGACUUAGAAAAAUGACAAUGUCUUAAAACUAGAAUAGAAAGUUGCAGAAUCAUAA